Molecule: messenger RNA, 1284 nt
Organism: Dibothriocephalus latus
Lineage: Eukaryota; Metazoa; Platyhelminthes; Cestoda; Diphyllobothriidea; Diphyllobothriidae
Source: the annotation of a GenBank genome assembly
AUGGACGACUGCCUCACCUUCGUUCUAUAUUGCCUGCGUAAAGCCUAUCACCGUUGCGUUGACCACCUGCGUCGCCAUGUUCACAUCGAAGAUCCGCAGAAAUCCAACCUCGUGGACAUUGGCAGGCGCAUAAUCAAUAUAUUGGCUGAUAACGAAGAGGAUGAGGAUCUCCUCCGUCCUCCAGAGAUUCCUGCGGUACCCGACAUUGACCUGAAGCGUCACCUGGAAACCCUAAAGGAAAGGGGACCUGCACAGAAGCCGUCAACCCUCUCAGAUAUCUCCGAGGUGAGUGAGGACUCCUUCGAGGAUGGUGUGGUCUGGGACGUCGGUAGGCCUCCGAGUCACCGGUCGCAGAAGCCCAAGCGUAGUUCGCCAGUGCCAACAGCCGCCGAUUUACUGCAAGUCAGGGGCCAAAGAGCAAGUGAAUUUGUCAUUAAACCCGUGGGUGUAGUGCGCCAUCAGCAUCGAGGGCAGCACAAAGACUCCAGCAAAGUCGUCAAGCCUAACAGGCCUCUGGCCAUCUUCUCUGAAGAGGCUAAGAAGAAGAUGCCUGUGCUGAAGAGCUUUCUAAAUUCAAAGCCAACGGACAAGCCCAAGUCCUCCCUCACCACUGCGCAGGACCUCAUUAACUUUCUCAACACUUCUGAAAUGACCCCACAGAAGAGAGAACUUGUAAACGCUUGCCAAGAAAUACUCGAAAUGGAUGUUGCAACAAUGGGAGAGAUGCGGAGCUUAAUGCUUAAUCAAAUAGACUCUAUUCCGUCUAAGGUUGGCAUGAAAGGUGCUGUUGGAAAGACUUUUAACUUCCUUAACCUCUUCAAGACUGCAAUGACUCCUACAAGGCGCAAGACCCUCGCGGCAGAGCCGAAACUGCGGAGCAUCUAUGUGAACGCUCUGCUGGAUGAACUCAAACGAGCGAUGAAUGAGAUCAAGAAGCUGUCCGCGGCAGAGCGUGUACUAUGGCUUUCCCUGCCCGAGAACUAUGAGCAGACGGCAGAAGCCUACCGGCAAAUAGCAAAAAUAUUAGAUGAAAAUGUACUGCAGGACUCACAGAGAGAACCGAUUGUCCAGUUUGUGCUGCAAGACCUUCUCGACUGCAUGACACUCAUUGAUCCUGCGGCUGGCCUUUCCGAUCAGGAGAGGCAGGUUCUCUUUGACCGAUGCAUGGCCGCAGUGGAUGUCCUCGAGUGGUUCGGCAUCGAAACCAGGGAGUUCGCUCAAAAACUUGCGGUAAGUUUUUCUGACUUCUCUUCCGGCGCAACCAAAGGCCGUUGGCAGAGGUAA